Messenger RNA from Helianthus annuus (common sunflower), 1407 nucleotides. RefSeq lists its product as uncharacterized. Bases 1 to 1407 code for a protein of 468 amino acids. The transcript is spliced from 3 exons. The record is from RefSeq and is a predicted model, not a curated record. Lineage: Eukaryota; Viridiplantae; Streptophyta; Magnoliopsida; Asterales; Asteraceae.
AUGAGUUCGAUUGCCAAAGAGAUCCAACCUAUGAUUGAAAGUAAUCCAGACAUGCUAAUUCAUGCAAUCCAAAGUCAACUGCUUCGGAAGCAUCAACUAGAAAUGUCACUACAUAAGGUCUUCAGAGCCAAUAGGAUAGCAGCUACGAGGAUUUAUGGUGAUUACCAAGAACAGUAUGGUCUGCUAAGGUCAUACUGUGAUGAACUUCUAAAAGCCAACCCAGGUAGUACAAUUAAAAUUGAUGUGGAGCCAUGUGGGAACUCAGGUAGUCCUACAAGCCAGUUUCGAAGGGUUUAUGUUUGUUUUGCCUCUAUGAUGAGAGGAUUUAAGAUGAUUGGAAGACCAUUGCUGGGUGUGGAUGGUUUUUUCAUGAAAGGUCCAUUUCCUGGACAGAUCUUGAGUGUUGUUAGUAUAGAUGGGAAUAAUAGCAUAUAUCCAGUUUGUUAUGCCCUUGUUGAGGCAGAAACAACCCAAAGCUGGAAAUGGUUUUUGCAACUGUUGAGAGAUGACCUAGGGUGUACGGCUGAGUCUUGUUUCACCUUCAUCAGUGACAGACAAAAGGGUCUGAUUCCAGUUAUGCUAGCUGUUUUUCCUAAUGGUGAGCACAGAUUUUGUUUGAGGCACAUCCAUGAGAACAUGAAAUCCAAGUGGCGUGGAGAUCUUUACAAGAAUUUGCUUUGGUCAGCCGGAAGGAAGACAUAUAUUCCAUAUUUUAACAAAGCUAUGGAAGAAAUUAAGACAACAGAACGAGCUAUGUAUGACUGGCUGAAUGAGAUCCCAUACACAGAUUGGUCAAGAGCAUAUUUUUCUGGAAGAGCUAAUUGUGAUAUGUUGCUAAACAACAUAUGUGAGGUUUUUAACAGACAAAUCAAAGGAGCAAGGGACAAGCUGAUUAUCACAUGCCUAGAAUUCAUUAGGGAGUACAUGACCAAGAGGAUAGUGAAUGUCAAGAAAUUGCAAGCAAAGUGUAUGGGGCCACUAACACCUCAUGCCACUGAGGUCUUCGAUGAGAUCAAGAAACAGGCUGCUGAAAUGUCUGUUUUAAUGGUUGAUUCAAACAAGUAUCAAGAUGCAUUGAUGCUGGCAUACCAGAAGAGUGGGUUUCAGAAGAGUGGGAUGCCUUGCAAACAUGCAGUUGCAACCAUAUGGGAUAUGUCAAGGAAUAGCAUUGAUGCUGGCAUACCAGAAGAGUGGGUUUCUGAUGUGUAUUGGUUGUCAACAUGGAAGAAAGUUUAUGAAAAUGUGAUAGAGCCAAUCAACGGGCCGGACAUGUGGACUCCUUCAAAGUGUCCAACAACACUCAUCCCACCAAAGCAUCAUACACAAGUUGGAAGGCCAAAGAAGAAACGAAGGAAGGCAUUUGGUGAAAAAGAGCUUGAGCAAGAGUUCGACAAAGGAGGUAAAUGA